AUGGAGACACUGUGUGAGAAUCUUAUCUCGAGCAUCCUUUUAUGCUUGCCAACCAAAUCUGUUGUCCGAUUUAGAAGUAUGAGCAAGUACUACGAUCAACUUGUGUCUGAACCUAGGUUUGCCACCAAUCAUGCUCUUCGAUCAAACCCUGAUCAGGUACAUGGUCUUCUUCGGUUUACAAGUAGGAAUCCAGAUAAAAUGCUCUUCUAUUCUUUUCAUUCGAAACCAAAUAGUAGAAUUCCUGAAGUUGUUCCAGUAAAUUUUCAAGUCAUGGCUUCUUGCAAUGGUCUUAUUCUAGAUCUCUCUGAUUCUGGUCUUUCUGUUAGUAACCCUGUUGCACCUGAUAGAAUUCAGAUUAUACCAAAACUUGAAACCCCAUAUGGUGAAUAUUGUGAUUUAGGUUUGGCUUAUGACCCAAUUGGUUUCUCUCCACUUGAAUUCAAGUUAGUUCAUGUUUUUAGAAAACAAAUGUUGAAUAUUCCAGACGAUGAAGAUGUUUAUGGUUUGAAGAUAUUUGAUUCAAUUGCAAACUCAUGGAGAGAAUCUAAACCCAAGAUGUUCGUGAGAAAUUCAUUUCAAAUGGAAUCUGAUUUUUAUGAGCUGAAAGUUCAAGCAGUGUACUUGAAUGGACUUUUGCACUGGUUCAGGGCCUGUGGUCAUAUUGUUGUAUUUAAUGUAGAAAAUGAAGAAGCUACGCUUAUUAAGAUGCCUCGAGAAAUGCGAAAAGCAUGGCUUGACAAUCAAGAUUCUCCGUGGUUCGGAGCUGCAGACGGUUUUCUUUAUGUGGUAUAUGUUUCCAAGAGACAAAUUCUGACGUGGGCUCUCCUUGAUCAUGAAACCAGCAAGGUGGGGCUCGUCAGGAACAAUAUCAAAGGGUUGUCAAGAAUGUCUCAUCCCAUUUUCUUUGAUGGUGAAAGGAUUGUUCUGAAAUGUGGUCCAAAGAAGAAAUUGUUGCGUUUGUUCCAUUUGAAGCAGGAGGAGUGGAAGAAAAUUGGCAGGUUACCAAGGACUACAAUGGAUGACAAUACUACCGUGUAUGUUCCCUUCAUCCCUACCUUAGCUCCUCUCAGCAGCGAUAAUCCUUCAAGUACUGGUUCACUUCUAAUCCUUCCCAAUAAGAUGCCGAUAAACAAGAAGUGCAAGAAAAGAAAACGAGACAGUGUCGACAGGAAAUAG
Molecule: messenger RNA, 1176 nt
Organism: Dovyalis caffra
Lineage: Eukaryota; Viridiplantae; Streptophyta; Magnoliopsida; Malpighiales; Salicaceae
Source: the annotation of a GenBank genome assembly